Molecule: messenger RNA, 3124 nt
Organism: Rhododendron vialii
Lineage: Eukaryota; Viridiplantae; Streptophyta; Magnoliopsida; Ericales; Ericaceae
Product: putative late blight resistance protein homolog R1B-16
Exons: 3
Coding region: 90-2849 (919 amino acids)
Biological process (GO): defense response to other organism
Molecular function (GO): ADP binding
Source: RefSeq, a predicted model, not a curated record
CAUCUCGAUCCAUUCUGCUCCUCCUCUAUUUCUAUUUCUAACUCCCUUUUACCUUAUCAAUCUGCUGAGAGAGAGAGAGAGAGAGAUAGAUGGGGGACAUUGAUGUUGAUAUUUUUCUAGAGACCUUGAAGCAGCUUAUAACGAGCUCCAACUCUGAUUUGAUCAUAGCCAAGAAAGAUCAACUUCAAUCUCUUGAGAACGAGAUAAAGUACCUUAGAGGGUUUCUCAAGAUUACAGAGAAGAAACGCAACGAAUAUUCAGAAGUGAUGAAACUUGUUAUGCAUAUCAAAGACGUGGUAUCCAAAGCAGAGAACAUCGUAGAACUAUUUGUAAGUCAUGCUUUCAAGACUGAUGCCUCUCCAUUUCAAAACAACAAUAAAAAGAAGAAGGCUAUUCAUGAACAUCAGGAUCAUCUUUCUUGGGUCCUAGAAAGUGUCAAAAAGAAGAUCAAGAGUCUUAUGGCUAACGUGAAGGAGAUUUACGAUAAGAAUAUGUAUGACAUUAACGGAGUAGCAGUCAAAAAACCCAAGCACUCUUCUACAAAAAGUGAAGCAGGAUCAAGUUCAUCAAGAGGGAAAAACACAUCCAAAGUAGUAGAAGAGAAGACGCUGGUCGGUUUCGAGGAUGAGGUAGAGACGUUAAUGGGAAAGCUUCAUGAUAGUGGAGAAGGUGGACGGCUGGAGAUUGUAUCAAUCAUCGGUGCCGGUGGUGGCGGCAAAACCACAUUGGCUAGAGAAGUGUAUGAUCAUCCUUUGACGUUGCAUAAGUUCGAAAUUCGUACAUGGAUCAAUAUUUCUCAAAACUAUAACAAGACCAUGAAGAGGGAUUUGUUAAUUAUUAUUCUGGAAUCAGCUUCCCCAGGAAAAUAUAAAGAUUAUGGGGAGAGUAAUGAGGAUAAGUUGGGAGAAAAGGUAUAUAAAUGCUUACAGGGUAGACAAUAUCUCAUUGUCAUGGAUGACAUAUGGGACAUUGAGGCUUGGAAUGAUAUCCAAAGAUCAUUCCCUAGGGAAUGCAAGGGGAGUAAAGUGUUGUUAGUUAGUCGAUUAUGUCUUCAACAAGACGGCGUCCCCUACGUCCCUCAUUGUUUGGAUCCUUUACCAAAAAGUUGCAGUUGGGAGUUAUUACAAAAGAAGGUAUUCGGGAAGAAACAAUGCCCACCGGAGUUGGUGGACAUUGGUAAGCAAAUGGCAGAAAAAUGUAAAGGACUACCACUCGCGGUUAUCGCAAUAGCUGGCAUUCUAGCAACGGAAGACAAGACACUCGAAGUAUGGGAGAAAGUUGCCAAACAUUUAAAUUCAAUCAUUGCGAAAAGUUCGGAGGGUUGCAUGGAGAUACUAGAACAUAGUUACAAUCACCUGCCUCCUCAUUUAAAAGCGUGUUUUCUUUACAUUGGAGGACACCCUGAAGAUUCUGAAAUCCCCGUACGCGAGUUGAUAUGGUUAUGGAUUGCAGAGGGAUUUAUUCAGCAAAGUGAUGGGGGGAAAAGCUUGGAGGCCAUAGCACAAGAUAACUUGAUCGGCCUUAUUGAUAGAAAUCUCGUAAUGGUAGCUAGGAAAAGUAAAUCCCACGGAGGAAUUAAAUCAUGUCGUAUCCAUGAUCUUCUACGUGAAUUAUGCUUGAGAAAAGCAGAGGAAGAUAAUUUUCUUGUGCAAAAUUAUGGUGAUGAUUCUUUUUCACCUUCGGCUACAAACAAGCAUCGUCGCCUCUUCAUUGGCAGUAAGUUCUUACAAAACUUUCCCCCAAGGCCUUGUGCUCGAAACAUUCGAUCUUUUCAGUACCUCUCCUUGCCGAACUCCUUAGAUUCAUCGCUUAUACAGAAUCUGUCAUUCUUUGUUGAAAACUUCGAACUUCUCAGGGUGUUGCAUUUUAGGUCCGCUACAAGUGUAGGAGAAAUAGGAAUAGGAGAUCUAGUUCAUUUAAGAUACUUAGCACUCACAUUACCAAUCGAUCCGCAAUGUUUUGAUGACCUCUUUGAGAGAGGACCAAAUUGUUUUCACUACCUCUUGAACCUAGAAACCUUUAACGUCCAAGUUACAUUCAGGGGCAUGAUUUCUUUGCCUCGCCAUAUAGUUAAGAUGGUUAAGUUGAGGCAUCUAUAUACUAAAAUUGGGACAUUCCAAUAUCAUAAUGUUUGUAAUUAUGAUGAAGAGGAGGGGAAUAUGUUGGAUAGCUUACAGACCUUGCACCGAAUGUGUGCUUGUGAGCAUUGCCUGCGUUUGCUGGAAAGGACUCCCAAUCUAAGGAAGCUAGGACUUCAUGGAGGAGAUCUACGUCUUCAUAUUCUUGCCGACCUAGAAUUCUUAAAAUGCCUUGAGAUACUCUAUGUCAACGAAGCAAGUAUUGGCCGCCUGAAGCUUCCUUCGACUCUUACGCGGCUAACUUUGAUACAGACGAGAUUGAAGUGGGAGGAGCUGUCAAUAAUCCUCCAAACCCUACCGAGCCUUGAGGUUCUCAAAUUAUUAAACAAAGCCUGUGUGGGACUAGUUUGGAACACAAGUGAACUCGAGGAGGGGUUCUCUCAACUCAAGUACUUGAAGUUUAGAUGUAUGAACAUCGAGGAGUGGAAUGCUUCCGAAGAUCAAUUUCCGAGACUUGAGGUCUUACUAAUCGAUUGGUGCGCAAAAUUGAAGCGGAUCCCAAUUGAUUUUGCUAAUCUAAACGAACUUUGCGAAAUUAAGAUACGGUGUUCCAAUUCCACUCUAGAGGAAUCGGCCAGGGAGAUUCAGGAAAGGCAAAGAAAUACAAAAGGUGAUGAUGAUUGCGUAAAUACUAUCUUCCACAAAAAUUAUGCAAUAUCAGAUGAUGAUUGGGUCGAUCUGCAUGAGCCGAUGAGUCGGGUCAGAAAGUGAGGCGUUGGGACGUGGAGGUGAUUUUCAGUGGGGGUUGUGGAAAUGGAGCCACCGUGUGUAUAAUACUACUCCAGUGGAGAAAUGGUUUUCCAGUUACUAUUAAUGGAGGUUUGCAGGGCAAGAACGCAAGUAUCUCUGUUUCCAUCUAUCUAUUCUAUUCUAUAUUUUAUGUUAUAAAGCAUGAGUCGGGUUUUAAUGUUCAUCAAAGGACCAAAAUUUUGCCUUGUCUAUUUUGACCUCCGUUUAGUUUGUUUAUUGCGAUAGCUGAUUUGUCA